Molecule: messenger RNA, 2139 nt
Organism: Calidris pugnax (ruff)
Lineage: Eukaryota; Metazoa; Chordata; Aves; Charadriiformes; Scolopacidae
Gene: AOC1
Product: amine oxidase, copper containing 1
Exons: 4
Biological process (GO): amine metabolic process; response to antibiotic
Cellular component (GO): plasma membrane
Molecular function (GO): quinone binding; primary methylamine oxidase activity; copper ion binding
Source: RefSeq, a predicted model, not a curated record
CAGGUUUCCCCCCUGCCCAGGAUGUGGCUGCUGACCCUGCUGGCCCUGGUGGCCACGGUGGCCACCUCCCGCCCCGUGGCCUCCCCCCAGGAGAAGGCCUCCAUCUUCGCCGACCUGUCGGCGGCCGAGCUUCGGGCCGUCAGGACCUUCCUGCUGGGUUGCCCGGAGCUGGGCUUGUCCCCGAACCGGGGGGGCCCCUCGGCCAAGAACACCCUCUUCCUGGUGGAGCUGCUGCCCCCCAAGAAGGAGCCGGCCCUGCGCUACCUGGACGGGGGGGGUCCUCGCCCCCGCCGCCUGGCCCGGGCCGUGGUCUUCUUCGGGGGGGAAGCCCACCCCAACGUCACCGAGCUGGUCGUGGGGCCCUUGCCCCGUCCCAUCUUCUACCGGCCCCUCCGCCGGCCCGGCGCCCGCCCCGUCCCCUUCUCCUCCCGCCCCAUGACCCAGGCCGAGUACGAGGGGCUGCGGCGGGCGCUGGCGGUGGCCACCGAGCCCCUCUACCCGCUGCUGCGCGAGGCCACGGGCUACUGGUUCCACAACUGCACCAGCCGCUGCCUCACCUUCUCCGACAUCGCGCCCCGCGGGCUGGGCCCCGGCGAGCGCCGCUCCUGGCUGAUCCUGCAGCGCCAGGUGGAGGGCUUCUUCCUGCACCCCGUGGGCCUGGAGGUGCUGGUGGACCACCGGGACCCCGACCCGGCCCGCUGGGAGGUCCAGCGGCUGUGGUACAACGGGAGGUACUUCUCCACCCCCCAGGAGCUAGCCCGCGGCUACCAGAGGGGGACGGUGGCGGUGGCCCGCCUGGAAGAGCUCCCCGCCGAGGGGCUCUUCUCCAGCUACGAGCCCCGGGGGACCUUCUCCACCGGGACCCCCACCGACGUGCACGGGGCCAAGGUGUGCGAGCCCCAGGGCCGGCGGUACCGGCUGCGGGGCAACCUCCUGGAGUACGGGGGCUGGAGCCUGGCCUUCCGGCUGCGCUCCUCCGCCGGCCUCCAGCUCUUCGACCUGCGCUUCAACGGGGAGCGCGUGGCCUUCGAGCUGAGCGUCCAGGAGGCCAUCGCCUUCUACGGCGGCCACACGCCGGCGGCCAUGCAGACCAAGUACAUGGACGCCGGUUGGGGCAUGGGCUCCGUCUCCUACGAGCUGGCCCCCGGCAUCGACUGCCCGGAGGUGGCCACCUUCCUGGACGCCCACCACCUCUACGACGCCGACGGGCCCGUCAGGUUCUCCAAGGCCCUCUGCGUCUUCGAGCUGCCCACCGGCGUCCCCCUGCGCCGCCACUUCGACAGCGACUUCCAGGGGGGCUUCCACUUCUACGCGGGGCUGGAGGGGCACGCGCUGGUCCUGAGGACCACCUCCACCGUCUACAACUACGACUACAUCUGGGACUUCCUCCUCUACCCCAACGGCGUCCUGGAGGCCAAGGUCCACGCCACCGGCUACAUCCACGCCACCUUCUACACCCCCCAGGGCCGGCGCUACGGCAGCCGCGUCCACAGCCACCUCCUGGGCAACCUCCACACCCACCUGGUCCACUACAAGGUGGACCUGGACGUCGCAGGCACCGGCAACAGCUUCGAGUCGCUGGAGGUGCGCAUGGAGAACAUCUCCAACCCCUGGAGCCCCGGGGCCCGGGUUGUCCAGCCCCGUUUGCAGCGGCGGCGCCGGCGCCACGAGGCCGAGGCCGCCUUCCCCUUCGGGUCCCCGCUGCCGCGGUACCUCCUGCUCUACAACCCCCGGCGCCGCAACCGCUGGGGCCACCACCGCGGCUACCGCCUCCAGCUCCGCUCCCACGCCGGGCCCGUCCUGCCCCGCGGUUGGCAGGAGGAGAAGGGCGUCUCCUGGGGAAGGUACCCCCUGGCCGUGACGCGGCGACACGAGGAGGAACCCACCAGCAGCAGCAUCUACGCCCAGAACAACCCCUGGGAGCCCCUGGUGGACUUCGAGGGCUUCCUCCGCGACAACGAGACCCUGGAGGACCAGGACCUGGUGGCCUGGGUGACCGUGGGCUUCCUGCACGUGCCGCACGCCGAGGACAUCCCCAACACGGCCACCCCCGGCAACGCGGUGGGCUUCUUCCUGCGCCCCUUCAACUUCUUCGACGAGGACCCCUCGGUGGCCGCCCGGGACCCCGUCAUCGUCCGC